CAGAUAAAGCCCUGCCAAUUGGAAGCAGAGUCAUUAUGACCAGAGGGGUUUGUGUGGCUGAAGAGGCAGGCAGAACAGUGUGUCCAUAUUAUAGGACCAUGCCAGGCACAAAACGGUUUCAACACGUGAUUGAGACCCCAGAGCCUGGCGAGUGGGAGUUGUCUGGGUAUGAGGCAGCUGUGCCAAUCACAGAGAAGUCAAACCCACUGACCAGGGACUUGGACAAAGCAGAUGCCGAGAAAGUUGUUCGAUUGCUGGGGCAGUGUGAUGCUGAGAUCUUCCAGGAGGAGGGGCAAGCCAUGCCCACAUACCAGAGACUAUACAGUGAAUCAGUUCUGACCACCAUGGUGCAAGUGGCUGAGAAAGUUCAGGAUGUGCUGAAGGAGCCAGAGGAAGCGCUGGUGGUACUUAGUGGAGGGGGCACCUCUGGCCGGAUGGCAUUCCUCAUGUCAGUCUCCUUUAACCAGCUAAUGAAAGGUCUAGGACAAAAACCUCUUUAUACCUACCUCAUUGCAGGGGGUGACAGGUCUGUGGUGGCCUCUAGGGAAAGGACAGAAGACAGUGCCCUACACGGGAUUGAGGAACUGAAGAAGGUGACUGCUGGGAAAAAAAGGGUGAUCGUCAUUGGCAUUUCAGUGGGACUCUCUGCUCCCUUUGUGGCAGGCCAGAUGGAUUACUGCAUGGACAACACAGAUGUCUUCUUGCCUGUCCUGGUUGGUUUCAAUCCAGUGAGCAUGGCCAGAAAUGACCCCAUUGAAGACUGGAGUUCAACAUUCCGGCAAGUAGCAGAGCGGAUGCAGAAAAUGCAAGAGAAACAGGAAGCUUUUGUGCUCAAUCCUGCCGUAGGGCCUGAGGGUCUCAGCGGUUCCUCCCGGAUGAAAGGGGGAAGUGCCACCAAGAUCUUGCUGGAAACCCUGUUGUUAGCAGCUCAUAAGACUGUGGACCGUGGCAUUGCAGCAUCUCAAAGAUGCCUCCUGGAAAUCCUCCGGACAUUUGAGCGGGCUCAUCAGGUGACCUACAGUCAGAGCUCCAAGAUUGCCACCCUGAUGAAGCAAGUCAGCACCAGCCUGGAGAAGAAAGGCCGAGUGCACUUGGUUGGCUGGCAGACCCUUGGCAUCAUUGCCAUCAUGGAUGGAGUAGAGUGCAUCCACACUUUUGGCGCUGAUUUCCGAGAUGUCCGUGGCUUUCUUAUGGGUGAUCAUAGUGACAUGUUUAACCAGAAGGCUGAGCUCACCAACCAGGGUCCCCAGUUCACCUUCUCUCAGGAGGACUUCCUGACUUCCAUCCUGCCUUCUAUCACGGAAAUUGACACUGUGCUCUUCAUUUUCACCCUGGAUGACAACCUCAUGGAGGUGCGGACACUGGUGGAGCAGGUGAAAGAGAAGACCACUAACAUCCAGGCCCUGGCACACAGCACUGUGGGGCAGUCUCUGCCGACCCCUCUGAAGAAGCUCUUUCCCUCCAUCAUCAGUAUCAUGUGGCCACUGCUGUUCUUUGAAUAUGAAGGAAACUUCAUCCAGAAGUUUCAGCGUGAGCUAAGCACCAAGUGGAUACUGAAUACAGUGAGUACAGGGGCCCAUGUUCUUCUUGGGAAGAUCCUACAAAACUACAUGUUGGACCUCCGCAUUGGCAACUCCAAGCUGUUCUGGAGGGCACUGGCCAUGCUGCAGCGGUUCUCUGGGCAGUCCAAGGCCCGAUGCAUUGAGAGUCUCCUCCAAGCGAUCCACUUUCCUCAGCCACUUUCGGAUGAAAUUCGGGCUGCUCUCAUCUCCUGCCACAUCCAGGUUGCACAGGAGAAGGAACAGGUAAUCCCUGUAGCCUUGCUGAGCCUUCUCUUCAGAUGCUCCAUCCCUGAGGCUCAGGCACACCUGGCUGCAGCUCCCUCUGUCUGUGAGGCUGUCAGGAGCGCCCUUGCUGGGCCAGGUCGGAAGCGCAGGACAGACCCCCUGGAGUCUCUACAGCCUGCCCUGCAGUGACCUGGCAUUUUUGGGUGUGAGGGAACCCAGCCCAGCUGAAGGGGACUUGUGCCAGCAGCACAUGUGGUAGGAGGAAGAAAUCCAGUUUCCAGGGGCACCAGCAGCACUUGGUGGGGAGAAAGAUUUUCUCCAUCUCAGGGGAGAAAUUCUUGCUCUUGACUCAGUGUCUCUCACUUUCACUGGCUUUUUCUGAUUUUAGAAAUAAAACUAAAUUCCUGUUUUGGAAAGUUA
This is a messenger RNA of Marmota monax (woodchuck), 2207 nucleotides long. RefSeq names its product glucokinase regulator (gene Gckr). Gene Ontology annotation, molecular function: carbohydrate binding; enzyme binding; fructose-6-phosphate binding. The transcript is spliced from 19 exons. Bases 36 to 1976 code for a protein of 646 amino acids. Gene Ontology annotation, biological process: carbohydrate derivative metabolic process; response to fructose; negative regulation of glucokinase activity. The record is from RefSeq and is a predicted model, not a curated record. Gene Ontology annotation, cellular component: nucleoplasm; mitochondrion; cytosol. NCBI's taxonomy places the organism in Eukaryota, Metazoa, Chordata, Mammalia, Rodentia, Sciuridae.